Molecule: messenger RNA, 1345 nt
Organism: Erinaceus europaeus (western European hedgehog)
Lineage: Eukaryota; Metazoa; Chordata; Mammalia; Eulipotyphla; Erinaceidae
Product: galactoside alpha-(1,2)-fucosyltransferase 2-like
Exons: 3
Coding region: 314-1273 (319 amino acids)
Biological process (GO): carbohydrate metabolic process
Cellular component (GO): membrane
Molecular function (GO): galactoside 2-alpha-L-fucosyltransferase activity
Source: RefSeq, a predicted model, not a curated record
AAGGACUGAAGCUCAGCUAUCCGGGGCCCUAAAGUGGGGCAUCAAAGAGGCAGGGGGGUGCAAAGGGCCAUUUCACUCAACCACUGCCCUUUCUCCUUCCAUCCCCAGGAGGUCACCACCCUCCCUCAGAGACACUCGGCUGAAGGACAUUGUGAGAUUCUGAGAGAACCCGAGGAGUACAAACAGAGGGAGGUGCAGAGAGGACUGUAAUAAUGAUCAGAGGGACAUCGAGCCCUGUGUCCAGGAAGGACCCCAGCCUGCCUGCCUGCCAGCCAUCUUGAGACGCCAGACCACUGGGUCUCUCUACUCCGGCAUGUGCCUGAUCCUGUUCAUGUUUGUGGCGUGCAUACUGUUGUAUGAGCACCAGUACCUGGCUCAGGUGUCAGCCCCUGAGGUCCUGUUCCCCAGACAUCUGGCCCAGGAGGGCAUGUUCACCAUCAACUCCAGAGGUCGUCUGGGGAACCAGAUGGGGCAAUACGCCACGCUGUACGCACUGGCCAAGAUGAAUGGGCGUCCAGCCUUCAUCCUGCCCCAGACGCAUGAUUUCCUAGCCCCCCUCUUCAGAAUCAGCCUCCCUGUCCUGCACAACACCACAAUCAACCAGAUCCCAUGGAACAACUAUAAACUGAACGACUGGAUGGAGGAGCAGUACCGCCACAUCCCAGGGCAGUAUGUGCGUCUGACUGACUCCCCUGGUUCCUGGACCUUCUACCACCACCUGCGCCAGGAGAUCCUGCGUGAGUUCACUCUGCACGACCACUUGAGGGAGGAGGCCCAGCGGCUGCUGCGAGGCCUGAUGGUGAACGGGAGCCAGCCCAGCACCUUUGUGGGGGUGCAUGUGCGCAGGGGAGACUAUGUCUACCUCAUGCCCAAAGUCUGGAAGGGCGUGGUGGCUGACAGGGGCUACCUGCAGCAGGCCCUGGCCUGGUUCCGCACCCACCACAGCUCCCCUCUGUUCGUGGUGACCAGCAAUGACAUGGCCUGGUGCCGAGACAACAUUGAUGCCUCCCGUGGGGAUGUGGUGUUUGCUGGCAAUGGCCUGGAGGGCUCUCCCGGCAGGGACUUUGCGCUGCUCAUGCAGUGUAACCACACCAUCAUGACCAUAGGGACCUUUGGGUUCUGGGCAGGCUACCUCACAGGGGGACAGACCAUCUACCUGGCCAAUUACACCCUCCCAAAGUCUGCCUUACGCAAAUUUUUUAAGCCCAAGGCAGCUUUCCUGCCAGAGUGGAUUGGGAUACCGGCAGACUUGUCCCCACUCUUCAAGCACUGAUGGCAUGAUGAUCCCCAGGGCACCAGGACUCAUGGUCUUAUCACUCAGGACCAUUUCUUUUAUUUCAGGAUG